AUGGCAGAUGACGAAGAAGAAGAAGUGGUUGUUGCGCCCAAAAUCGAACGCAAACGUGACAAGGAGAGCACAAUGGCGACUAGACGUGGGAGGCCAAUUAAGAUAAAUCCAAAGUAUGGUGCAGCUACAGAUGAAGUUGCACCCACCAUACAAAUACAAUUCCAAAAUGCAAAGCAAACAAUAGAAGUUCAAAAACAGAAAAUCCUUCACCUGGAGGAUAAGGUUAACUCUCUGACAGAGGAGAGAAAUUAUCUUCGUGCAAGACUUGAAGAUGGUAAGUUACCCUCCAGCCAGUCACAUUUGCAUACCCCAGAAGAAUCGCUGAAGAGGUACUACAAGGUAUUAAACCUUGUAAAACAGGGCCUGAGUAAGGCAGAGGCCUACAACAGACUAAACGUUGACAGGAACACAAUAGUCAUCCAGGCUCCAAUUGCAGAGUCAGCAGCAGCUAAUCCAGAAUCAUUCCGCAAGCUAAGGCAGAUGUUUAAAAAGGGAGAUAGCAUCCUGAAAUUUGCCGAAAGCUGUCUUUGUCUUUGUAAAGAAAAGGCCAAUGAGGAUGUGAUUAAACAAAUGAAAGAGGCAAAUGACCUCCUUGACAUAAAUAAAAAAUGA
Messenger RNA from Carassius gibelio (silver crucian carp), 612 nucleotides. RefSeq lists its product as uncharacterized. The record is from RefSeq and is a predicted model, not a curated record. Lineage: Eukaryota; Metazoa; Chordata; Actinopteri; Cypriniformes; Cyprinidae. The transcript has 3 exons. Gene Ontology annotation, cellular component: nucleoplasm. The coding region runs from base 1 to 612 and encodes 203 amino acids.